GUUGGUGGUUCCCACGGUAACUGAAGGCUCCGCCCCCUUUCCUCCUCCCUCCGCCGGUCUGUGGAUGAAUCUGGGAACCUGAAGACCCAAAGGUUACAUGAGCAGCAAACUGUCUGUCUGACAUUUUAACUUGCGUGUUUAACAUGGUGAACAGCGGAUCCCCGCCCCAGCCCGACCCGCCCCAGCCCGACCCGCCCCAGCCUGACCCGCCCCAGCCCGGCCGGGCCCGGCGCGCUGCCAGCCGUUUCUGGAGGAUGUUGCUGCGGCAGCUGGAGAUCGCCGCCCUCGGCGUGGCCGCCGCAGGCUGGCUGGCCGCCGUCCUGACCCGCUGCCUGGCGCUGUGGACGGUCAGCGGGACGCUGGACAACCAGAUGGCCAGCCUGCCUGCCUACUGGGACGGGGUGUGGCUCCAGUGGGAUCACUGGGAUCUGGCCCACGAUGGCAGCCUGCACUGCUCUUUCUACCAAUCCCUGUUGUCUCUCUCGGGAAGUUUCCGCGCGUGGAGGGCUCUCAUCAUGGCCGCCAUUGCAGUCGGGGGCUUCGCCUUGCUGGUUGGUGGCGCGGGGCUGGUGUGGUUCCCGCAGAGGGGGCAGAUCAAGGUGUUUUCUGGGAGUUUCUUCGUCCUGGCCGCGAUCCUGCUGGUGAUUCCCACAGCCUGGACGUGCCACCACACCAGCCAGCCGCUAGAGGGCGCGGUGCCGCUCAGCAGAGCCUGGGGCCCCGCGCUGUACCUCGGCUGGAUCUCCUUCGGCCUGAUGCUGCUCGGUGGGGGGUUUCUGAUCUCCAGAUGCCCCGGCGCCAAGGGGCAGGUGGGGCAGCCAGGCGGCGGCAGGAGCCCGGAGGAGGAGGCCAGCAGCCCGCUGAGUACCAUCAACAGAACCGCGUUCACUAACAGCCAAUACAACCGCAGGUCGCCGCCCAUCUGACAGAACCGGACCGGGCCAACGAACCAACGAACCAAUGAACACGAUGCUCUCAGGAAAACUGCACUUUGUGACACAUAAAGGCGUAGAAUGAACUUAAAGGAGCAGAACUUUGUUAACAGGCUGAUUUUUGCUGUGUUUUGUUUUACUUUAACAAACUGUUUGUCUUUUUGUUUUUAUUAUUUCCACCCAGUGAAACAAGACAGAGACUCGUUCUGCUUGCUCCACUCUGGCUCUGGGAUGUUGAGUAACUUUCUCUGCAAAUGGGAGCAAAACUGUCAAAGUUCCCGUAAUGUUAGAAAAAAAUAAUCAGUUUCUGAAGAAGAAAGUGCUGAUCACAGCAGAAGAUCGAUGUCACCGUUUGCAUAUGAUGGAGCUUCUGGGCUGUUGUGGACAGAAAAGAAAGUAGGAGCAAAUUUCUGUCAAAAAACUCUGAAAUCUAGAGAUUAAGUUCAGAACUUGUUCACAAAAUCCCUGGAAUUUCUGAGCUUGAAAACUCCAUUUUUAAAAGUCCAAAUUUUUGAACUUUUGAGCUCAGAAAAUCUCAGUUUUCUAGAAAAUAUUUUAAAUUAAUCUCGAAAUUUGUGACAGUUUUUCAUACAAAUUUUAGACUUUUGAAAUGUACAAUUUUUUUCUGGAACAUUUCUGAGAUCUCAAAGUUUUCUCACUAAUAUUUUGCUUUUGCAGCUCAGAAAUUGUAUGAGAUUAAAUCUCUAAAUUGGCAGAAAUGUGCUUCUUCAUUUUUCUAGCCACAAUUUUCCUAACUCACCUUCAACCCCCCCAAAUUUUCUUUCUGCUUUCUGAUUGGCUGGUUGUAAUUCUACCAGCAGAAUCUAAGUGAAUGGAAGAAAAGCCAGAAUGUGUUUUGAAGUGAGAUUUAAUUGUUUAUUUCUUAAAGUAAAAAAACUAAACUCUGUUUUGUGAUGCUAUGACAACAGCUUUAAAUCAAACUACUGUUUGCAGAGAUGAGUAGCAACGAGCUACAUUUACUUGAGUAAAAAUAAAAUAUACUUUUCGAAGAACUUUA
Messenger RNA from Poeciliopsis prolifica (blackstripe livebearer), 1950 nucleotides. Its product is annotated as claudin-4-like. Bases 144 to 926 code for a protein of 260 amino acids. The transcript is spliced from 3 exons. Gene Ontology annotation, molecular function: structural molecule activity. Gene Ontology annotation, cellular component: plasma membrane; bicellular tight junction. Gene Ontology annotation, biological process: cell adhesion; bicellular tight junction assembly. Lineage: Eukaryota; Metazoa; Chordata; Actinopteri; Cyprinodontiformes; Poeciliidae. The record is from RefSeq and is a predicted model, not a curated record.